Molecule: messenger RNA, 2390 nt
Organism: Vigna angularis (adzuki bean)
Lineage: Eukaryota; Viridiplantae; Streptophyta; Magnoliopsida; Fabales; Fabaceae
Product: RNA polymerase I termination factor
Exons: 2
Coding region: 139-2169 (676 amino acids)
Source: RefSeq, a predicted model, not a curated record
UGUAGAUUCGGAAUUUUUUUUCUUUAAUGUAAACAUUGUUUCUUCCUUCCAAACCAUAGUCGCAGUCUCCUCUCGCUCUCGGCUCCCCCAACGGUCAUCUCCUUGCCGCCGCGCUCCGCCUGAAAGCACCACGCUCAGAUGAUUGAUGAAGAAGAAGAAAUCAGAUGCAAUGAAGAUAAAGAUUAUAGUCAAUACAAAACGGAGGGGAAGGAGAAGAAGAAGAAAAAGCUGAGUGAUGAAGGCAAAAGUAUGGAUUAUAUUGAAUUUGAAAGAAAUGAAGGUGAAGAUGAUGCCCAAAGUAAGAAGAGGAAGAAGAAAAAGUUGAGUACAGAAAGAAAAAGUAAGGAGUAUGAAGUCUUUGAAAAGAAUGAAGGUGAAGGUGAUGCCGAAGGUGAUAAGGAGAGGAAGAAGAAAAAACUGUGUGGAGAAGACAAACGUAAGGAGUAUAAUGAAUUUGAAAACAAUGAAGGUGAAGAUGAUGCCCUGUGUAGGAAGAGAAAGAAGAAAAAAUUGAGUAAAGAAAGCAAAAGUAAGGAGUACAACGUCUUUGAAAGGAAUGAAGGUGAAGAUGAUGUAAAAAAUAAGAAGAAGAAGAAGAAAAACAAACUGAGUGAAGAAGCCAAAAGUAAGGAGUAUAAUGAAUUUGAAAGCAAUGAAGUUGAAGACAAUGCCCAAGGUAAGAAGAAAAAAUUGAGUAAAGAAAGCAAAAGCGAGGAGUAUAAUGUCUUUAAAAGGAAUGGAGGUGAAAGCUAUUCCGAAGGUAAGAAGAGGAAGAAGAAAAAACUGAGUGAAGAAGGCAAAAGUAAGGAGUAUAAUGAAUUUCAAAACAAUGACGGCGAAGAUGAUGCACAAGGUAGGAAGGGGGAGAAGAAAAAAUAUAGUAAACAAAGCAAAAGCGAGGAGGAUAAUGUCUUUGAAAGGAAUGAAGGUGAAGUUGAUGCCAAAGGUAAGAAGAAGAAGAAAAGAAAACAUGGUGAAGAUGGCAAAAGUAAGGAGUAUAAUGAGUUUGAAAACAACGAAGAUGAAGAUGAUGCCCAAGGUAAGAAGAGGAAGAAGAAAAAAAUGAGUAAAGAAAACAAAAGUAAGGAGUAUAAUGUAUUUCAAAGGAAUGAAGGUGAAGAUGAUUUUGAAGGUAGGAAGAGUAAGAAGGAAAAAAUGAUUGAAGAUAACAAAAGCAAGAAUGAAAAUAUGAUGACAAAGAAGGAAACCAAGGCAGAUAAUGACGAGUCUCCUAAUCCUGCAUGCAGUGGAUUAUCCAAACCCAAACGGGUAACUUUUUCUGAUCAAGUGGAGGUUUGUUGUGAUGGCUUAGUCCGUGGGAAACGGUUCACACUAGAAGAAGAUGAGCAGAUUAAAUCGGCUGUUUAUAAUUUUAUAGAGUCUCGUGGUUUGGGAGAUGAAGGUCUAGAUAUGGUUCUCCAUUGCAGUUCUCAUCCGGAAGUUAGAUCUUGUUGGAAUGAAAUUGCAGCAGCCUUACCCCACAGGCCAAAGAAUAGUGUGUAUACUCGUGCCCAUAUUUUGUUUGAAAGGAGUGAGAUGCGAAAGUGGACACCUGAAGAGUAUGAAUUUUUACGGAAGGUCAAGGAACAACAUGGAUCUAAUUGGAGACAAGUAGCUGACGCAUUGGGAAAAAAUCGAAUUCAUGUGAAGGAUGCAUGGCGUAGAGUGAAAUUAAGAAAUACAAAUAAAGGACGAUGGACCCAAGAGGAGUAUCAAAAGUUAUUUGAUUUAGUGAACCUGGACCUACGUGUGAGGGCUUCACAGGGUUAUAGAAAAUCAAAACAUGGUAUGUUGCGAGAUAAUAUUGGUUGGGAGGCCAUUGGUGAUAAGUUGGUCACUAGAACCUCCGUGAGCUGUUGCCACAAGUGGUAUGAUAAAUUAAGAUCACCAAUGGUUGCUACUGGUGCAUGGAGUGAUACUGAUGACUAUCGCUUGGUCGAUGCUUUAUAUAACUUGGAUGCGUGCUGCACGGAGGAGGUGGAUUGGGACGAUCUGCUUGAGCACAGGACUGGUGAGGCAUGUAGAAAACGAUGGAACCAAAUUGUCCGAUAUAUUGGAGACCAUGGAGGGAAGUCAUUUUCUGAGCAGGUUGAGAUUCUUGCAAAAAGAUAUUGCCCCAACUUAUUGGAAGUAAGAGAGGCCUUUGAUGCAAAACCUUUGGUUUGUUGAGAUUAUUAUUUUUAUAAAUGUAUUGGUUUAUGGUUAUGAUGUUCUUGUGGGAUCAUCCAACACAUCAGAAACUGGAUUCUAUAUGCAGUUAGGUUUUAAUAGUGUUUUCUUAUAUUGAACUUUACCUUGCAAGUUAUUUUAGAAUGCUUUUAAUUAAAUUAUUGUAAAUGCUACUUAUCACUGCUUGUUGGAAUAUUUUUAUCUAUUAUUAGUCUUGCUAA